AUGGACCCGUACUCCUCUAGGUCUAGGUAUGAUCAAGGUGUCGACGCGAAAGUGGUGGUGAUGGGAAACACUGGUGUUGGCAAAACCAGUCUGCUUCACCGUUACACCCAGAACAGGUUCGAUCCAAAGAACACAACCUCCACAACCGGUGCUUUCUUUGUCACGAAAAAGGUCCUUGUGAACGGAACGAGAGUGAGGCUGCAGCUAUGGGAUACAGCAGGGCAGGAGCGGUUCCGAAGUAUGGCACCCAUGUAUUAUCGCGGGGCAAAUGCUGCUUUGCUGUUGUACGAUAUCACGAACGCAUCUACUUUUGAAGCUGUCCGAGGGUGGCUAGAAGAAUUGAAAAAGAACUGUCCGCCCGACUUGAUAAUCUACAUCGUAGGAUCUAAAGCGGAUCUCCAUCGACGCCGCCAGGUUACUUCAGACCUCGCUCGCCUUUCACUACAUAGCUGGUUCCCCCCGCCUCGGCCACCAACCCCUCCACCUCCACCGGCGCCAUCAACAUUGUCGUAUAUUCGCCCGCGAUUCACCUCGUUUCCAGGUCUACGUUCUCCACCUACUAGCCCCCCACCUAUAUCUAGCCCGAUUCCGCAUGCAUCCCUAGACACUUCAGCUUACCUCGAUUUACAUUCCAACCGCUCAGGCCUCCAACGCAGCCAGUCAUCUGCUGUCUCUCGCAGUCGAUUGGCUAACGCCCCACCUUUGACCCGGUCUAAUACUACCGCUACUACGUCCAGACCACAGAACUCUCGUUUCAACUUCGGCUUUCACGCGGCUGGAUGGAACGAACUAGGCGAUGGUAGCAAUAGCAACAGCAUCGAAGAAGUGGACGAAGAUGCGCUUGCUAAUGAGGAAGACGACCAGGAAUGGGGUUUACACAAAGGCAUGGAACUUUUCGAAGUUUCGGCUAAAGAUGACUUGGGCAUCCAGAAUCUCUUCGAUCAUCUGAUAACUGCUAUCAUUUUACGGAAGGAUCGUAUUGAAGAGGAGAAUGAUUUGAAGAAGCGCGACAGCGUAGUCCUUUCAACCAUCUCAACACCCACAUGGUCAGCGCAAGCUGAAGCAGAAGAGGCCCGCGAAAAGGCAGAACGAUCGUCUGGCAGUUGGAGUUGCUGCUAG
Messenger RNA from Pleurotus ostreatus (oyster mushroom), 1119 nucleotides. RefSeq lists its product as uncharacterized. The transcript has 5 exons. The record is from RefSeq and is a predicted model, not a curated record. NCBI's taxonomy places the organism in Eukaryota, Fungi, Basidiomycota, Agaricomycetes, Agaricales, Pleurotaceae. The coding region runs from base 1 to 1119 and encodes 372 amino acids. Gene Ontology annotation, molecular function: GTP binding; GTPase activity.